AAUUAAAAUUUAGUAUCGUGUACCGUCGGGUAAAGGCUGCCAUUGUUGGCUCUAAGCUCAGGCGCCUGACAAGCAAUCUUGGUUAAGAUUUUCGAAAUGGGAAGAAGGGGCUGUGUCAAUUGAAUAAGCUUCGGCUUAUCAAGGAGAAUGAGGUCUAGUGCUCCGGAAUACCAUGGAGAGAGAGCAAUAGAACAAUACUAGUAAUCUAGGUUUUUCAAAUCCUAAACCUAAUUUUUAAUCUUCACCGUCAAACAAUUCCACUCUCUCAUUUUCAUUUCUCAACAAUGCGCCCCAUAUUCCGAUCCCAACUAUUAAAAUCCAUUUCGCAGGACACCAUACAACGGAAAUUCAAAUUCAACUUCCCAUUUGAUUUUCCAAAAUCCCAUUUUCACUUCACCCAAAUUCCUCAAACCCAUGCCCAAAACCCCACCUUUAAUUCUCUGGGUACAAUAAAAAAGCAUGGUUUUCUUCAUUCACUUGCAAAUUCUAAUGAAAGCAUUGGCUUUCAGCAAUACCCAGAAGAAAAAUAUUCUUUGAAACUCCAAAGCAUUUUAAAAACCCAUAGAAAUAGCUCAAUAGAAGAGAUUGAGCAGGCUCUUGAUCAAUGUAAGGUUACAAUAACAGAGGGUUUGGCCUUGGAUUUGGUUAAGCGAAACCAGUCUGAUUGGAAACUAGCUUAUGUUUUCUUCCAAUGGGUGUCCAAAAAUGGUGGAAAUUCACUUGGUUUUGAUGUUUACAAUGAAAUUCUAGACAUUCUUGGAAAAAUGCAUCGGUUCGAAGAGUUAACUAAGGUGUUCGAUAAAAUGUCUGAAAGAGAAGGACUUGUUAAUGAAAGGACUUUUCGGAUUUUGCUUAAUAGGUAUGCCGCUGCACAUAAGGUGGAGGAUGCGAUUGGGGUGUUUGAUAGGAGGAAAGAAUUCGGAUUGAAGGAUGAUUUGGUUGCAUUUCAAGUUCUUUUGAUGUGUUUAUGUAGGUAUAAGCAUGUAGAAUUUGCGGAAACUUUGUAUCAAUUGAAGAGGAGAGAGUUCGGUUAUGAUAUAAAGACAAUGAAUAUUGUUCUCAAUGGAUGGUGCGUGUUGGGGAAUGUACAUGAGGCUAAAAGGUUUUGGAAGGAUAUAAUUGAGUCGAAAUGUAAGCCGGAUUUGUUUACAUACGGGACUUUUAUAAACGCGCUGACAAAGAAGGGAAAGUUAGGCACUGCGAUGAAGUUGUUCCGAGGAAUGUGGGAGAAAGGGUGUAAUCCAGAUGUGGUGAUUUGUAAUUGUGUUAUUGAUGCUCUUUGUUUCAAGAAGAGGAUUUCUGAGGCUUUUGAAGUGUUUAGGGAGAUGAGGGAACGUGGUUGUGUUCCAAAUGUUGCAACUUACAACUCGCUUAUCAAGCAUCUAAGCAAGAUUGGGAGGAUGGAAAAGGUGUAUGAGAUUUUGGAUGGGAUGGAAGGGAAGGCAGAGUGUUUCGCAAAUAAUGUAACUUUCAAUUACUUGCUCAAGUCCUUGAAGAAACCAGAGGAAGUUCCCAGUGUUUUGGAGAUGAUGCAGAGAAUUGGUUGCAAUAUGUCUUGUGAUACAUACAAUUUGAUCUUGAGGUUGUACAUUAAAUGGGAUCAGGAAGAGAGAGUUAGACAUACGUGGGAUGAGAUGGACAAAAGUGGAUUGGGACCAGACCGGCGUUCUUAUACAAUUAUGAUUCAUGGGCUGUAUGACAAGGGAAGGAUUGAGGAUGCUUUGAGCUAUUUUAAUGAGAUGACAUCUAAAGGAAUGGUGCCAGAACCAAGGACUGAGAUCUUGGUGAAUGCCAUGAAGAACAAGUUGAAAGAGCAAGAAGAUACAAAAGAAAAGAAAGAUCCAGGGGAAAAUGGCAAAUCACCUAGCCCUAGGUCUAAAAGGUUUAAAAGAAGACAAAAGCUGGGUAAUGCUUCCUCUAAAAUUAAACCAUUAGGUAACUAAUAGAAGCCUAGAGGAGGCUUUAAUGCUGUGCCAAUCCUAUAGAUUAUCAAUGAAGAAAACCGAUAUCCUUUUACCCAAUUCCAAAGGGUAUAAUAAUCUAAUCUUCUGGUGCUUGUUUAGUUUUUAGAAAUCAUCCAUGCAAGUUUACUGUGAUUGCUUGAGAGCUUGACUUCCAAAAUACAUUAUAUCCACUUCUAACCAUCCAUCGCUAGCUGUGCUUUGCUUCAUAUGGAACACUGGCAGCAUCAAUGAUAGAUUCCCAUGGCCUUACCUUAUCAAAGCAUAUUUGGUAUUUAUAUGCUUUCGUAGAAAAAAAAAGUGAAAAAUAGUUUUUAAGAAAA
Messenger RNA from Durio zibethinus, 2284 nucleotides. Its product is annotated as Tetratricopeptide repeat (TPR)-like superfamily protein. The record is from RefSeq and is a predicted model, not a curated record. Gene Ontology annotation, molecular function: protein binding; mRNA binding. Lineage: Eukaryota; Viridiplantae; Streptophyta; Magnoliopsida; Malvales; Malvaceae.